Messenger RNA from Opisthorchis viverrini, 7380 nucleotides. RefSeq lists its product as hypothetical. The record is from RefSeq and is a predicted model, not a curated record. NCBI's taxonomy places the organism in Eukaryota, Metazoa, Platyhelminthes, Trematoda, Opisthorchiida, Opisthorchiidae. The transcript has 32 exons. Gene Ontology annotation, cellular component: nuclear pore; nuclear pore inner ring. Gene Ontology annotation, molecular function: structural constituent of nuclear pore. Gene Ontology annotation, biological process: nuclear pore organization. The coding region runs from base 1 to 7380 and encodes 2459 amino acids.
AUGGUUGCCGGCCUCGAAUCCGUGGACUGCGAAACGCGUCCCGCGAUGCUUGAUCUCUCCGAGGGGACCUAUUUCUUUCUUAUGUCCUGUUUGAACAAAGCGUGGCCAACAGGUUUUUCACCGCUGACCCAGCAAACACCCGGCGGGCCAUGUUACGCAUCAAUUAUGUCCCCUCCCGCCUCCAAUGAGCAGCUACCUAUCUCACCUCCCGACAUCGUCAGUGAACCAAACUGUGGCAGCUAUAACAGAUGUAACGACAAGUACGCGGUUCUUUCAGCUGAUAAUGAUGAUGAUGAGACUUUCAGUGUGCUCAGUGAAUACACUCAUCUAGAGGCAGCACAGGCUUUUGGUCCACCCAAGCACCGCAGCGACAUCUUCAUUUUGUUGAACUCUAUCGAGAACGGUCUUGCUGAAUGUCUGUUGCUUUGGUCUUGUCAGACUGCUUUCAAUUUGGAUGAAUUCAAGUUGGUCUUGGAUUAUCUGAUGCGUCCAAGCUCUAAGCAACCACAGAGGGAGGAAGAACAAAAGCCUCCGUCCACAAUAAGUGACCAGCUGUCCGGAACUUUGUCACGUGCACACGCUCAUGUGCUCAUGUCACUUCUAUAUUCUCUGGAUUCUUCUCCAAUCUUCGAGGGUUUUGUAGAUCAGCUUGAUGAGAUCUCCACCAUGGAUGUGACACAUCCGCUCUUCUCGGAUCGACUGUUUGCUUCUGGUAUCACUCAAUGUCUGGACAUACAAAAAGACCGACUGGACAAACAGAGAGCAGACGACUGGUCCGAUCAGCUGGAUACAUUAGGUCUUCUUCGUCUGGCUUGGUCAAUUACGUUACGACGUACGUCACAUUUACGCACGGAGUUAGCACGCCGCGGUCACGACACAUUAACCAGAUCUCCUACAGCUAGUCCUACGAACCCGCCAGAAGACACCGGACGAGCUAGCUUUUCGAACGAUUUCGGUGUUGAGGAAGAUGAAGAAACCCAGGUUUCCUUGGCCUUAGAUUCCGGCGCUCUGGAGUUCAUGCGGAAAAGGCUACUUGCUGUGUCUGGUUUUGAACGAGAGCCACUGUGGGUCUACCGUCUGCACAGUCUCAUUACUGACCUGCUGGUGUAUAUGCCUGCGCGUGUAAAGGAGAUCCGUCUUCGUGAUGAGGACCUACUUCGCCGCACCGGGUUUGACCCAUCCUCCAACGGUUCUGGAUUUGCAAACUUCCUACUACUCAUCGCUGAGUUAUAUGAUCACCCGGGAUCGAAACUACACGCUCGUUUAGCACUGGAAUAUUGGUGGCCAGCCGGCGAACUGGGCACGCCAACUGGCGAAACAUCUUCCAGUGCACGGGAUUUGCUACUCUCUGGGGGACUAAUAUCUCGUUCCCAAUCGAAACUCCACGCCGUUGCUGCCCGAAGAACCGAAUCUGAAGGUGCCAGACAAGCCUCCUUAUUCCGAUUUGUACGGUCGGUCGGUGAUUUCGUAACAACCUCCAGCCUGUUCAUCCCCUACGUACGUAUGCUCCAUGGUAUCGUGGGGUCUCGCAGUUCAGCCAGUUUCUGUUUCACUUUGCUGCGCGCCAAUGCUACGAACCCAGGGAGAGCUGCGUCUCUCACUUCAUGGGACCAUUAUUUUUCAAGCUUUCGUCAAUAUCUGAGUCAUAUGAAACAACCGAGUUUACAGCAAACCAAUGCACUUCAAGCCGGACAUCCACAAGCACAAAUUUAUCCUCACCUCUACGGACCUCCUGGCUCGACGGUCUCGAGUCGCCGCCCAACUGGGUUGGACUCUGUAAUGGAUCAGAUGAGCUCGGCUGCCUCUACGUCCGCUUAUAUUGGUGCGAACGUUUCUCACACCACCACACGUGCCAUUAAACCGGAGGAACAAGUUGCCCUCCAGACUGUUCUCCGUCUGAUUUCCAGAAUAGCCCGUCUAGAUCCGGUGUCUCGUUCGCUUUUCGCUGCAACCGCAAUUUGGCAGGUCGUGCCUACUUGCUUAGGACUUCUGACUUGCCCUGUUCCACUGGUGCUCAAAGCCGAUCUCAUCCAUUUAUUGACGGCCCUGUCGGGAAAUGUAUCUGUAGCCGCCUUGGUUUGGCACCAUGUGACUGCUGCGGAGAUUCAUCCGAUCGCCCAAGAACGUGCAGGAUCUCAUGGACCAGUUAGCUGCUUGCAUACCGAAAUAGACGAAGUUGAGCCACGUGCCGAAGAGUACCCGAUCACGCGUGCGUUCCUGUCUUUGAUAACGGUCUUGGCAUCUCAUAUAUCCGGACCGUUCCCCUCAGUAACGGAGCCCCGAGAUACCUCACAUUCCACACCACAGGAUGAAGGCGCUCGUGAGCAAGGACAAACCUUGGUCAACGUAAUCUCCUUCUUGGUCAAUACGGUCUUCCUCAAACAUGCCAUGCGAGCCUACCGAGAUCCAAACGAACGGUGGGACAUAGCAGGCUCUUGCCUGGUUCUGUUCGACGGAUUGGUAGACCAGUUUCUACGUCGUUUGGAUGUUGCGUCAACAGCUGUUAUCUGCAAUCGAGACUCCCUGCUCGAGAGGGAUCAGUUUUCUUCAGAUCAAAAAGUGGCAGGAAAUUUCCCCAGCCUUGCUCCACCUACUUUGGAAGCCCCUUUUGACUGGGCAUCGACUCUGUUCACAUUGCUUUGGGGUGUGUCUUCUGGCGAGCUGCGGCAUUCGCGUUUCCGAUCUUCUGCUGCUGAUGUGUUGGCUCAACUUCGUCUACCGGCCGGUUGGCCUUAUACUGACCCGGGUUUCGAUCUCACCACUCAGUUACUGUCUGACUCUUCCCUCUUUAGAACUCUCACAGGAUUGCUUCAAGUCGGCUUACACCGCAUACUCGAAUUUCCAAUCCCCGAUGGACCACCUUCUGGUAUGAUUCGGGCCACGGCUGCUGGCCUUCGUCUGAUUCAGCGACUGUUGAUCAACGAAGAAAUGCUUCUCACGUUCGUUCGUCGGGCUGCUGUUGGACCUAGAUACUGUACUCUUUUCGAAGAACUCCCGGAUCACUGUUCGUGCGCCAUUGGGAUAUUGAGCCUUCUGAUCGAGCGGAUUAAACCUCAUUCCAGCCUUGUGUCUCUUCUAACUGCGGACCGGGAUGUUCGUCGUGAUCUGCUGAACACCUUUUCAUCACUUCUACGCUGGUCCACUCAGAAGAGUAACACAGAUGACACCGACACUAAUGGUUGCUUUGCCCUCUCGAAUGGAAUGGACCACUCGGCGGCGUGUUUCACAGACGAGUGGCUCUUUGGUGCUAACGAGAGUCAUAAUCAAACACAAUUAGCUUCUCUUGGUGUUUCUUCUAGCCAGUCGCCACAUCCAUGUCUACGAGCUGCUCGCCUAUACGCCGCCUUGCCGUAUCAACCUCCGAGCUGGUUCUUCUGUUCUCGAGACUGGGAGCUUCUAGCAGCCUGGCCAACCCAGAGACCCUCCGUGCUGGCACCAAUCGUGACCGGUCAUUUAUCACAAUCACUAGACCGCUCUAGCCCACUCAGGAAACAGAGUACUCUCGGUGCAGCCAACUGGCUUUACGAGCAAUUUGUUAGUGACCAGGCCGACUGUUUCACGGUUCGCAUGCUUCACAUCAUACUGGCUGCCAUGGAUCAGCCAGCUCCAAAUUUGUCUCAUUGGCUCCUUGGAUUUCGUAUCGAAAGUACCUCGGCUGUGGCCAAUACUACCUUACAGGAUGCUGGAAUUGGAGAUCAACCUCGAACCUGCCUUCAUGCCAUUCUGGAUCUUCUCGAUGCAGGCCUGCGCCUCGGUCCAACAAUCGCCUGUUUGCCCCAAGCCUUGGCGAUCUCUCUUCAGUGGGCCCUAGCAGUUAGUUGGCAAAUCAUUUACCGGUUGGUGAUCAGUCCUCUCACAUCUGAGGCCCUGUUGCGAUUCCUACGAGGAAACCAUGAUCUACUGGCGAAACACCUAAAAUUCGGUAUCUAUCGUCCACUCUUCAAGACAACUCCGGGAGCUGCUGCAUCCCCUCAACUCUUUGACAGGAGGCUUGUGACUUUCACCCACGAAAAAGCUUUGGAAAUGCUGUCUCUGAACCAUAGCAGUUGGUUUUUGCGCACGCUAGCAAUUGAACUCCGUACAGCGGCGACGGGCAACCAAAGAUCGUAUGUUGGGCGCCUUCUCAGUUUAUUCUUCGGAGAUUUCCUGGUUGAUCCUGUGGACACGGGAGCGGAUCGUUGUCCGGAAAACUCUGCGAUAGUCAGUGCAUUUUUGGGUCGGUUGAAUGUGGCGGAACAUCUCGCUGGACCAGAAUCUUUCGAUUUACGAACUGUGGAUGCCCGGCUAAUUGAUGAGCUACUAAUUGAAUGUGAGAUGGCUUGUCCACUCCUUGCCUCAGAUUCAGUUGCUAUCCGAAAGGUGUCAACCCUUUUGGAUGCUGGCUUGUGCCUCAAUCACCUGUAUCUCAAAUUAUUGGCCAGCCGCACCACUUUGGGACCCGUAUCUGCGGAAGACUUUGCAAACCUGUUUGCUGUCGCAUACGAGGACACUUCAUCCCAUCCGACCACCCAACGGCCAUCCGUGGGAACUCCUUCGUUGAUUGAGUUGGCUCAAGAUCUGCGGAAAUUGUGUCAGUGGAUUGAAGCUCGUAACGUCCAUCGGCUGCACUUGUAUGCUGGCAAACAGACAGCUUUUGAAGCCUGGCGGGAGGUUGUGGAAAUCGGGGCUGGGGUCCUCACCAGAAACAUAUCGCUUUCAGAGAGCGCUGCUUCAUUCACUUCACAGGACGCUCUGUCUGGUUUAACCGAACUCGGCGCGCUAGCAUCUUCAUCGGCAAGCCGUCCCAGACCUCGCCCAUUCUACAUGAUUUGCUUAGACAUGGCCUCGAAGCUUUCGGAAGAGCUCUGUGAAACAGAAAACACACCAUCCACCAUUCGACUCCUAGCAUCUGGAACACUGCUUCACUUGUCCUCAUAUCUAACCUCUGUAGAGGUGAUGAUGCAAUGGAAUGAGGAGUCCUUUCAUCCGGACUACAAUCAAGCGGGCUCGCUUCUGAUUUCGGUCAUUGGACUUUUGACACGAAUGAUACUUCAAUCUAAAUCAUCCGCACAGCGAAUGCGAGCCAAUUUCUACGGUACUUUAGCGCACUUGCUUCGUUUUGGGCAGUUUCUCGGUCAACGCACGUCUGAAAGCCAACCAGAUUCGAACCGUCGCCAAGUUCUCCGGGGAUGUUUGUCCGCAAUUGCUAGCGCAUCUAAGCUGUCAGUUUCCCAUUGGGCAGAGUCGGAAGUUCUCAGGGGUUCAGACACUGCUGCUGGCGUGUCCACUUUCCACUGUCUUCUCACGUGGGAUCUUCUUCGAGGCCACACGGUCACACAAAUGGCGGUAUUGAGUGUGCUGGAAUUGAUUUUGACCAUCGAUCGGUCAUCGAGGGAUUUGUUGAUGUUCCUUUGCAGACAGUCUAUCCUACAGCAACUUGUGGAUAGCAUUCCGGAAGACCUGAAGGCUGUUGAAUCGUUUUUGAGUUCCGUUGCCAUGGCUGAGGAUGAUGAGCUACACGUCAGUGCGGAAAUUGCUGGUGCUGCAACCGCAGCCACUUCUGCAUUUCACAUGUACCGCGCCAAAGUGGCCCUGUUUUCCCGCCUGGCGACAAGUCUCACAGGAGCAAAGGCUUUGCUUCAGUGUGAUGUGAUCAGCAUGCUCACGGCCUGCGCCAUCUACUCUGCUUCAACCUUGGCAAACUCAUACGCAGACGGUCUUGACUCCUUAUACGCCUCGAACUCAGCACUGACCAACGCAGAUGUGGAACGCGGGGACUCCAAAGUUUCUCAAAUUUUGUCGCGCGUUAUGGCAGCUUCGCAGUGCGACAGCACGGACAUUCAUUUUGAUGACUGUUUACUUCACCGGCUGAUUUGUGCAAGAAGUGAUAGUUCGACGGCAGAGAGCACUAUUACUUGGCCCGGAGUUUUACUCCCGGUCGUGGAUUUGUUCAAGACAAUAUUGAUCACCUUGGGUCCUUCGCAUGUUUAUGCCAAUCAGCAAGUUAUCGGCUUUCUAUAUGCCCACUCGGAUGCACUGUUGGUUGAGGAGACAGUUUUGGGCAGUGCUUUGGUCCACUUUUUGGACCGGACAGACUGGAUGAGUGGAAUCACCGGGGCAGGCGGCAGUGUAGGCAUUGUUUGGCUCAUGCAAUGGCUCGCUGCUCAGACAAACUUAGUCGAGCUUUUCGCACUGGUCAGCAGGACUGAAAAAAUCUCAACUGGGAUGGACGAAUACUCCAUAAUUCAGAGUGAAGUGGUUCGAUCUCGGAUUCUGCGCAACUCUGUCAGCCUUCUGCCAACUCUGUUGGCUGAACCACAGCCUUCCGCGAAACCUUUGACCGGUGUCUCCAAUCAGCAUCAUCAUCUCAUCUUUGACCACAUGCUAUGUCGUACCCAGCAACUUAAUCUUAUUCGGCAUCUCGUUUCCGUGUGCGUGGCGAGUCUGGACCGCUCCUCUUUGGAUGCUUCGUUACCUGUUCCGUCAAAAAACAUUCAACCAUUGUUUACACUCCUCCAAACGAGUGACCAAGGUGACCCUAGUUCUGGCCAUGUCCAACUGACGUUUAUUUUACAUCUGGUCUCAUGGGCAUUGAAUCAGUUGGUACGCGUCGAAGAUCUGUGUGUGGGUCUGGCCAACUUGAAUAUAUUUAACAGUUCGGGGAAGUUGGACGAUGCAGGUUCAAAGUCGCUCCAGCUGUCUUCGGAGGAAUCCCCCAUCCGUGUUGGAUGCCCGGUACACGCACGGGUACGUAGCGACGACCUGUCAAUGGACCAGCUUCGUCAGUCGUGCACACUCCUUUUCUCCAGUGUUCCCCGCCUGGUCAGUUCUUCUACGCCUUUUCUCGGACUUGACUCCCAUCACCCAGAGACGGAGUUGCUGCGCAAUUGUAUCGCGGUUGGUGUCAGUUUUCUUCGUUUACAGUUGAAUUCACUUGUUAGUAUCUGCGAACAGGGAAUUUAUGUCUCGUGGCGUUUUCUCAACCACCAUCUCAAUCGCCCGGAUCCUGCUGCGGCCUCAUCACUGACACCUCGAAUACAAUCUGCCACGAAGUUCCCUGGCUCAAAGACGCGACAACCACAAACACGUCGAGUGGAUCAAACCCCUGAGUACGGUCGGCUCGCUUACAAACGUGAACUUCCUGGGGCGCAUGUUUCUGCAGACGAAAGGAGUGAACCUGAGAUAAUCAGAGAAAUGAUACCCUCCCUACUACGUCCUGAACUUCUGGAAUCGCUCUGUCAACUUUCCAAGGAGUCCUCAGGCAAACGUCUCGAACUUCAGAUAAUCUGUCCAACUGAAUUCCCAGAGUCAUAUUCGAUUGAAGAACACUCUAAACGACAUACUACUCAGAUGCUCGCCUUAAUCUCUCGUUACUACCAGUUGCACGGACUACAAAUAUAA